AUGACAGUCGAAAAGCUCACCUCGGUCUUAGGAAUGUUUUUUCGCAUGGGACUUGUGGAUAUGCACAAUGUACGUGCCUACUGGGAACAUGGAAGCCGCUAUGAGCUGGUUGCACAGAUAAUGUCGCGCAGUCGAUUUGAGAAGAUUGCUGGUCACUUGCAUUUUGCUGACAGCGACGGUGCAACAGACGAAGUGAAAUACGACAAAUGCUGGAAGCUGCGACCAUGGCUCUCAGAACUGCAGGAAAACAUGCUAAAAAUACCUCAGGAAUGCAAGUCAUCCGUCGACGAAAUUUUGAUACCUUUUCGAGGAAGGUCGCCAAUUCGUCAGUACCUUCCACACAAGCCGAAGUGCAAGUGGGGCCUUAAGCUCUGGGCUCGUGCUUGCGAUUCUGGACUUUGUUACGACUUUGACGUUUACCAGGCAUGCAGCAAGGGAGUCUACGAAGAUCAAGAAGGAUAUCAGUUGGGUCUUGUCUGCGAGCUAACGCGGAGGGGUGUCUCGUACAUUGGAAGUGUAAGAGAGAACAGACUCCAGUCGUGCAAACUUAUGGAUCAGAAGGGAAUGAAGAUGCAAGGUCGUGGCGCGUGUGAUUCACGUGUCGCAUCAUGUGGUGACAAAAGCAUGAUAGCUGUAAAGUGGUUCGACAACAGAGCGGUCACCCUUCUUUCUAACUGCACUGGUGUGGAACCAGUCACCUCUGUAAAGAUGUAUGAUAAGAAAGAGAAGUCUCACAUCUCAGUUGAAUGUCCAGCAAUUGUACCUGAGUACCACAAAUUGAUGGAUGGCGUUGACUUGCUAGACAAGGUGUGCUACAGCUACAUGUUUUCCAUACGCUCCAAGCGGGGGUACAUGUACAUAUUUUGGCACAGUGUCAAAAUUGCUGCAGUGAAUGCGUGGUUUCUACACAAAUGUCACUCACUGCAGCACAGGGAAGGUUCAAUGCCACUGCGAGAUUUUCUCGCUGACCUUGCCACGAGCUUGGUUUUGUACAGGAAGCGUCCACCUGGCCGCCCUUCUCAAGAGAAUCUUCCCGUGGUGAAGCGGGCGUCACCAGAAGUUCCACGCGACGUAAGAGGGGAUGGUAGCCAUCAUUGGCUCAUUUGGAUGAACCGCCGCAACAGAUGCAAGUUGUGCACCGGAGGCUACAGCUACGUCGCUUGCUCUAAGUGCAAUGUUCUCUUGUGCAUAAACAAGGACCGGAAUUGUUUCGUUGGUUUCCAUCGAAGUUAG
Molecule: messenger RNA, 1233 nt
Organism: Ixodes scapularis (black-legged tick)
Lineage: Eukaryota; Metazoa; Arthropoda; Arachnida; Ixodida; Ixodidae
Product: piggyBac transposable element-derived protein 1-like
Exons: 2
Coding region: 1-1233 (410 amino acids)
Source: RefSeq, a predicted model, not a curated record